UUUGCAAAUUGCACCAAACAAAACUACUUUACAUAAAACAACAGACAAGAUAACUAUUUUACAGAUUGCUUAAGAAUUGUUUGGUAAAGAAGAUCAACUUCUCAAGAUGAACCUCGUACAGAUUCUGUGUACCAUUUUAUUACUGGGGGUUUAUGUAAAUGCUGGACCUGCUAUUUUCUCUCAGUCUCCAUCAGUUAUUCCUGUGACUCCUGGACAGACUGUCACCCUGGAAUGUGCUGUGAAAAAUGAAAAUGUUUCAAGAAUUAACAUGCUCUGGAUUCGUCAGUCACCUGGAAAGGCCCCUGAAGGUGUCCUAACUUACAGAGCUGACAACAAAAUCUACAGAGCUCCUGCGAUUUCAGAUCGAUUUAUACCUUCAAGAGAUAUAGUCAGGAGUUAUCACCUUCUCACAAUUAAUAAUGUCCAGGAAAAUGAUGACUCCAAAUACUACUGUUUUAUUUACUAUGGUGAUGGGACUCAAGCAUGGGGCGAAGGAACUCGCAUACAAGUUCUGAAAAGUGACUUGUCUCCCCCAUCUGUUCAAGUGUUUCGCACCCCAGAAGAACAACUCAGUGGUUCAGGUUAUGUGACUCUCAGCUGCCUGGUGAGCGGUUUCUUCCCAGGGUACAUAGACAUCCAGUGGACUAUGGAUGGUCAGCAAGUGACAGACAACGUUCAGUCCAGCCCGGUGUCUUUGGACAGCAGUGGAAAUUCCUUCUUGGCCGUUAGUUACCUGAAGCUGCCCAUUGCUAAGUGGAAGACUGAUGUGAGAUACUUCUGUAUUGUCACUCAUGAAUCCAGUAAGAUGCCAGUCAUUGGUUCUGUGGCACUUCAAGACUGCAAUUCCUUCUAAAGGGCUUUGGUUCAGCUUCUCAGAUACCAAAAGUAAAAAACAAAUGUGUUUUUUUAACUAACUUAAAAGAUACAGCAAUGUGCUGUAUUUUUUUUUCUUAUUAAAUGUAAUAUCAAUAAAAAACUUAAAUCUGAAA
This is a messenger RNA of Erpetoichthys calabaricus (reedfish), 989 nucleotides long. RefSeq names its product immunoglobulin lambda-1 light chain-like. Bases 107 to 853 code for a protein of 248 amino acids. The record is from RefSeq and is a predicted model, not a curated record. NCBI's taxonomy places the organism in Eukaryota, Metazoa, Chordata, Cladistia, Polypteriformes, Polypteridae. The transcript has 3 exons.